This is a messenger RNA of Cuscuta europaea, 2888 nucleotides long. The record is from the annotation of a GenBank genome assembly. NCBI's taxonomy places the organism in Eukaryota, Viridiplantae, Streptophyta, Magnoliopsida, Solanales, Convolvulaceae.
CUCGCAUCUAACUUUCUCUCCCACCAAUUUAAUCAUCACAUACCUACUUCCAUAACGAGAAUAACUAACAUCCCAAAAAAAUGCUAUAAAAGUUGCUUCACUUACAAUUAUUGUUCUCCCGCAUUCGGAGGAGAGGGUCAAGCACCUCCUUGAGCCCGGCCCUUCUCCACAUUCUUCACAUAUAUUGAUUUGCUUAGGAAUAUAAGAGUUGUAAACAAAAACAAGAAAUAAUCUAGCUCGGGAGAAAUGGCGGACGAGGACAAGAAAAAAAACAUGAUCGUCCUGGGCGUGUGUUCGCUACUUCUUGUGGCGAUGGUGAUUGGCCUGACAAUAGGGACGGGAGGCCGUGACACGACCGUUCGCAAGGAAAUAAGCUCGUCUGAGAAGGCAAUCCAAGCCAUAUGCCAACCCACGUCCUACAAAGAGACUUGCGUCAAGAGCCUCGAGUCCUCCUCGGCAGCAAAUGCCACAGAUCCAAAGGAGCUCAUCCAAGCCUCCAUGGAAAUCACCAUCAAGGAAAUUCGCAAUGCAAUGAACAAUUCAACAUUGUUCAAGGAGGUCCGUCAGGGGGAUCAGAGAUCCAAAGAUGCCUUGGAUAACUGCCAAGUCUUGGCAGAACGUGCCAUUGACGAUCUGAAUAGGACAUUCGAAAAGUUCAGCGAAUUUGAUCUAGCCGAUUUAGAUAACUGGUUAUCUGACUUGCAGACAUGGCUUAGCGGUUCCCUCACGUAUCAGGAAACCUGCCUUGAUGGGUUUGAAGGCAUCCCCGGAGAUAGCCAGGCUAAAAUGAAAAACCUUCUCAAAACGUCAAUGCAAUUGACGAGCAAUGCUUUGGCAAUGGCAACUGAAAUAUCGUCUGUUCUCUCAAAUUUGGGCGUUGAGGGUAUCAGUAGCAGCGCUAACAAACGCCGCCUUCUCGCAGAUAAUGACAAUGAUAAAGAACAUGUCGUUGCACAUGAUGAUGAAUUAGCGGGAGAAGCAACUCCUGAUUGGGUCGAGGCUGGAAGGGGAAGGUUGCUUACAGCCAAGACGUCAGAUAUCAAACCUGAUCUCAUUGUGGCCAAGGAUGGGUCUGGGAAGUACAAGACCAUAAACGAGGCAUUAAAGGAUAUCCCAAGGAAUAGUAACAACACAUUUGUAUUGUACAUCAAAGAAGGUGUUUAUGAGGAGCAAGUUACAUUUUACCGUAACAUGACACAUUUGAUGAUUAUGGGAGAUGGUCCAACCAAGACCAGAAUCACUGGAAAACUAAACUACAUUGAUGGAGUUUCCACUUUUCAUACAGCAACUGUGGGUAAGUUCAUCCCGAUCUUAGCUAAGUUUCCACUCGUCUUAUAACUUUUAUGAUCAUAAUAAUAAAAAUUUGCAUCUUAGCUACAUCUUAGAGCUCGUUAGUAAUCUCACCAUACAUACGUUUCAAUAUUGUAGCUGCAUUGGGAGACUAUUUCAUGGCUAAAGACAUUGGGUUUGAGAACGCCGCCGGGCCUGAGAAACACCAAGCAGUGGCAUUGAGAGUUGGCGCGGACAGGUCAAUUUUUUACAACUGUCAAAUGGACGGGUACCAAGACACUCUGUAUGCCCACCUCUACCGCCAAUUCUACCGGAAUUGCGUCAUCUCUGGAACCAUAGAUUUUAUAUUCGGGAACAGCGCCGCCGUGCUCCAAAACUGCACAUUGGUGGUGCGAAAGCCAUUGGAGAAUCAGCAGUGCAUUGUGACAGCACAGGGUCGGAUAGACCCACGCCAACCCACAGGCCUUGUCUUACAGAACUGUAGCUUCGUGGCCGACCCAGAGUACCAACCGGUCCGGUUCACACUCAAAUCGUACCUCGGCCGGCCCUGGAAAGAAUAUUCCCGAACCGUGAUCAUGGAGUCGUACUUGGAAGACUUCAUCCAGCAGGACGGGUGGUUGCCGUGGGCAGGGGAUUUUGCACUCGAAACUCUCUUUUACACGGAGUACAACAACCGAGGCCCUGCUUCUGGCAAAGAGAACCGUGUGAAAUGGGGAGGUGUCAAGGAGCUUCCAUUGAAUCGGAUUGAGCGGUUCACCGCUGCCCGGUUCUUACAAGGUGAAACCUGGAUUAAAUCAGUUCCUGGUCUUCCCUAUAACCCUGGUUUCAUUUUCCCGCCUCCUAAACCUAACACCACAAUUACUUACUCCCCGGUGGAGCCCGACGAGACGAAAGAUAUGGUGGCGCAAGAUAAAGCAGCUUAUGAUCCUCCCAAAGUCGCUCCAGCUCCGGCUCCAGUUCAGGAUCCAGUUUCGGCUCCCGAAUCAGCCCUGCCGGUUCAAUCCGCAGAAAUUCCCGCGCAGACUUCGACCAGUACACCUCUUCAAGAUUUAUCAUCUCCGGCGUCGUCUCCGACUCAAUCGGGGCCUCCCAGUCAGGUUUCGGCCGGAGCAGAUGCUCCAAUUCUAUCUUCUCCGACAACAGCUGCGACCGAUCCAGCAUCAUUAGCUCCGGUCGUUGACGCUACGCCGUCGGUUCAAUUGGCCUCGACUAGCGGCGGAUCAGUUCCAGCUCCGGCUCAGGCUGAAGCUCCCACUCAAGGCGAAUCUAGUGUGGUGUCAAUUCCUGUGGCGGCUUCGACGGAAGCUGAUAAUCAGGCUCCAGGCCCAGCUGAAAACUCAGCUACGGCCCAAACUGAUGAAGUUGGGGGCCCAUCUGAAAAGGUGAUGACCGCCUCGCCACCCACUCAAGCUGCGGCGUCAGUGGUUGCUCCUCCAGCAGAAACGGAGGUCAAGCCACCGUCGGGAAAUCAAGAAUCCAAAGGGUUGUUAGGUGGUCUUUUGGACUUUUGAGAAGUUUAAAGGAUUGGAAUCAUUUUUUUAUGUUUCAGCUGUAUACAAGAAUUCUAUCAGUACUAAAUAGGGCACAAACAUUUAAAU